This is a messenger RNA of Dentiscutata erythropus, 242 nucleotides long. The record is from the annotation of a GenBank genome assembly. NCBI's taxonomy places the organism in Eukaryota, Fungi, Glomeromycota, Glomeromycetes, Diversisporales, Gigasporaceae.
AUGGCCACUGAAGUUCCUGAUAAUUUCAAACCAAAGUUUAGAGUCAGUUUCGGUCCAAUUGCUACAAACACGGUGGAAAUUAAGUGGGGGGACUCGUUCGAAAAGGUUAAAAGUAAAAUUGAGGCAGACUUAAAUAUUACUAUCAAUCGUAUUGCUAGUAUUCGAUAUAUACAACCGGGAGGGAGGUUUUCUGAAAAUUUUGAACCUGAAGAAUUUGAAAGGACAGUCUUUAUUGUAAAUCC